This is a messenger RNA of Ostreococcus lucimarinus CCE9901, 1233 nucleotides long. RefSeq lists its product with no specific name. The transcript has a single exon. Bases 17 to 559 code for a protein of 180 amino acids. The record is from RefSeq and is a predicted model, not a curated record. NCBI's taxonomy places the organism in Eukaryota, Viridiplantae, Chlorophyta, Mamiellophyceae, Mamiellales, Bathycoccaceae.
CUCGACGCCGACGGCGAUGGCGGCGACGGCGGCGACGACGACGACGUCGAUGAACGCGACGUCGGCGCGCUCGAGCGCGCGCGCGACGCGCGCGCGACGCGCGGAUAAAACGACCGCGCGCGCGCGCCGACGCGCCGACGACGGCGACGACGACGGACGCGCGGCGACGACGACGACGCGCGCGGCGUGCGCGGCGAUCGCGGCGAUGGCGAUGGCGUGCUCGAGCGCGCGGGCUUACGUCCCGGGAUUCUUCGCGGCGAGCGCGGAGGCGAGCGAGACGACGACGACGACCUUCGCGGGGCGGUACGCCGACCCGAAACACCCGGGGUGCCUGCGAGAGAUCUCGGCCGACGGCACGGUGCGAGGCGAAGACGGCGAUCCGGGGUGCGGGAAGACGACGCGGACGCGGCCGUGGACCCUGAGCGGGGUGAUCGACGUGAACGACGACUCGAUAUUCAUCGACUUUAGCCCGAAGGGCGGACCGGCGAACUUGCUCGGCGAACGCGUCGAGGGGGGGGUGAAAUUUCCCGACGGUAACGUCUGGCGCAAGCUCGAGUGAGGGCUCGGACGAUCGGAUUGGGACUCGGAACGACGCGCGCGCGCGUCGUUUUCGCGUCGUUCGCGCGUUCGUUGUCGCACAUUUUUCUCGCUCGCGCGUCGUUCUUGUAAUGCGCCGACGCGACGCCUCGCCGCGUAACGCGACGCUCGAACGACGCGCGUCGAUACGCGAGUCGCGCGCCCGGACGCGCGAUCGCGAGUAUGGUCUUCUCCACCGUCGCGUCCGUCGCGAGGCGCGCGAUGACGUCCGCGCUCGCCGGGACGUCGAAAACGGCGCCGAGUGCGAUCGCCGCCCCGUUCGCGCUCGCGAGCGCGAGCGCGCUCGCGAACGCGCGUCAGCCGUCGAUCGCGACGCGGCCGAUGAUCACCAUCCCAGUCGAGCGUGGGGACGCCGAACGGGCGUAUAAACGACUGCGGAGGAUCAUGAUGAGCGAAGGGAUUUAUAAAGAUUUGCGCGCGAGCACCGAGGGGCAUCGAAAGCCGUCGCAGUUGCGCGUGUUGGCGCGGAAAGAGCGCGAACGGCGGACGAAGCGGAGCAAGUUGAACUCUAAGCUCGGAUGGAUCAUGCGUCAGAAGGAGCGUGGGUUUUAGGAGGUUGGUCAUCGUCGACGAAGCGGCGGCGGCGGCUUUGCGAGGUUUUACUUUAGCGUUAGAGUUGUUUUGUGACGACGGAUG